Messenger RNA from Mesoplodon densirostris (Blainville's beaked whale), 1784 nucleotides. RefSeq names its product zinc finger protein 576 (gene ZNF576). Gene Ontology annotation, cellular component: nucleus. Gene Ontology annotation, biological process: regulation of transcription by RNA polymerase II. The transcript is spliced from 3 exons. Gene Ontology annotation, molecular function: RNA polymerase II cis-regulatory region sequence-specific DNA binding; DNA-binding transcription factor activity, RNA polymerase II-specific. Lineage: Eukaryota; Metazoa; Chordata; Mammalia; Artiodactyla; Ziphiidae. The record is from RefSeq and is a predicted model, not a curated record. Bases 582 to 1094 code for a protein of 170 amino acids.
UGAAUCACAGCAGUCGGAUGGCAACCCGAGAUCUGGGCUUCGAAAGGCUCAUCAGGCGAAAGGCCGUGGAAACCACCGGGACUUUGAGACUCGGUGGGCCCUACCCCGCUUCCCUUCGGGUGACGGCGCUGUGAUGAGCAACUGACAGGCGCAACGAAAGGCAGCCCUCUGCUGUCUGGAGAAAAGCAGAGGCCUGGGCUACCAGCCUCGGGAGGGAGCCGAGGGCAGUGCUUGGGGCAGCGGGUCACAGCGGCUGGAAGCGCGCGUGGGAAGCGGGGGCUCUAGGUGCAAUAAGAGUUUCGGAAUGUCAGAGAAAGAUGUCUCCCGGAAGGAGGCAGGCUAAAGCGUGGGUACCACUACCUGCCUCAAGACAGGUGGGAGAGAAGGGGAUGAGGCUGGUGUCAAAGAUCAAGGGUCCCGCGCUCCGAGUUCAGGGAGUUAGUUUGAUGUAGGAGGCAUAGGUCAGAGGUCUCACGCAAGUGAGAAGGCUCUAAAGGGAGUCACAAACCCGGGGAGUUGAAUCUUCUGGGAGGAUUGAAUCUUCUCUAGCGAGCUGCUCUAUCAGAGGGGUCUCAGUCACCAUGGAGGACCGGCACCCCAAAGAGACCAUGGAGCAGCAGGAUUCGUCCAAGGAGAGAAGUCCCCAAAGCCCGGGAGGUGACAUCUGCCACUUGGGGGCCCUGCAGUGCACCCGCUGUCUCAUCACCUUCGCAGACUCCAAGUUCCAGGAGCGUCACAUGAAGCGGGAGCACCCAGCGGACUUCGUGGCCCAGAAGCUGCAGGGGGUCCUCUUCAUCUGCUUCACGUGCGCCCGCUCCUUUCCCUCCUCCAAGGCCCUGAUCACCCACCAGCGCAGCCACGGUCCAGCGGCCAGGCCCUCCCAGCCGGCUGCGCCCACCACCACGCCACCCACCUUCCCCUGUCCUGACUGCGGCAAGACCUUUGGGCAGGCCUCUUCUCUGAGGCGGCAUCGCCAGGCGCACGAGGCCCACCCCCUUCCUGGCCCCUUCGCCUGCACUGAGUGCGGGCAGGACUUUGCCCAGGAAGCAGGGCUGCAUCAGCACUACAUCCGGCACGCCCGGGGGGAGCUCUGAGUGUGGCUCCAGCCGUCCCGAGGGCGAUGGAAGCUCUGUGGCUGGUGGGACACCCAUCUGAUAUGGGGUGGGAGGGAUUUACUUUCCUCCCUGGAAAGGCAAAGGACUCCUGAUCAACAGGACCCAGAAGAUGCUCAUUUAGAGCCUCCGUCUUUGGAGGACACAAAAGCCUUCAGGGAAACAGUAAAAUCAAACAAUAGUGAGAAAGAAAGAAAGAAAGGGAAGUUUGUUAUUUGUAUCUUCCUCGUUCCCAAUUAAAUAGUUUGAAAUCAUAACUAGCUGCAGAUUGUGUUACCACCAUGAAUUCUUCCCAGAUGGAGGCCAUGGGGCUGCAAGAGCCAAGUGCCUGGAUCUGGGCCUGAAUGGGGGAGGGAAAGUGAGGUGUUGCCUGCCUGUAAUGCCACCGAAUGGGUCCCACACGUGGAGCAACUUGAGCCUUUGGGGAUGGGACAGCAAAGUCGGAGGCUGUACUGAGUCAUGUGACGGUUGCAAUCUGGGCCCUUGUCUCUUCCCACCCCCUGCCAGCCUUUCCCACUCAAGGAGGGGCCAUGGCAUUGGAUGGCUCUGCCCUCCUCCUCCCCAGAUAAUUUAUUGUUCAUUUAAGUAAUUUUAUGUACCAUUCUGGUCACGGAAUAUUUUUGCAUGUGUAGGUGAGAUGGCAUGAAUAAACUAACAGAAAUAGUAUCUAAA